Messenger RNA from Rhinichthys klamathensis goyatoka, 3522 nucleotides. It is a transcript of the gene tox4b, whose product is annotated as TOX high mobility group box family member 4 b. Bases 516 to 2432 code for a protein of 638 amino acids. The transcript has 9 exons. The record is from RefSeq and is a predicted model, not a curated record. Gene Ontology annotation, molecular function: chromatin DNA binding. NCBI's taxonomy places the organism in Eukaryota, Metazoa, Chordata, Actinopteri, Cypriniformes, Leuciscidae. Gene Ontology annotation, biological process: regulation of transcription by RNA polymerase II. Gene Ontology annotation, cellular component: nucleus.
CCGUGAUUCCGGCUCGAUUGCGGUUCCUGAAGCUUGUGCACGAGCAGCGCUGAGAUCAGCUGGAAAAGCGCGAGUCGAUCGGAUGUUUUUAAACGCAUAUGUGUAUUAACGCGUUUCAAAGCCUUCAUAACAACAGCUGAUUCUCUUUAUUCACGGAGAGUGUGGUUGUGUCUGUUAAUGUAUUACGGGGUUGUCACGUGCUGUGCUGUCAUUCACCUCACGUCAAUGCGGACUCGAGUCGGAAUCAUCAAACGCGAUUGAUUCAGUGUGUCUGUUUCGCGUCGUAAGGGUGUAAAAUGUGUAUUACAGGGUUGUAACGGUUGUUUUUGCAUGUGAUCGGAACCGCAGUGCGCGACUGCAGGCCUGAAAUCGAACGGAAUGAUCGAACGCGCGUGCCCGAUUCAGUCCUCGUGACGUCACGGAGUUCCUUCGGUGCGUUUUGACAGGUUCUCGCGGCGGUUAGUUUAACGUUUCCUCGGGUUUCGUAGGUCUCGGUGCCGCCGAUUCACCGCGACAUGGACCUGAAUUUUUACGCGGAUCUCUCGGACGGAAGCGGGAAUCCCGGUGACCCGGAGUUCCUGGAUCCGCAGGCGUUUAACGGGUUCGAUGCCGUCCAGAAGUUCCCAGGAGGCAAUGACAACUUCCUGUCCAUCAGCGACGAGGGGCAUCACUUCCUGUCCUCCUCAGAGGUACGACUCUCCACGUUCCCCGCGCAAAUCCAGCACGCAGAGACGUUUCACACUCCCAGUCUGGGUGACGAGGAGUUUGAGAUCCCGCCGAUCUCGCUGGACCCGGACUCCCUCACACACACACUCACACACACAGACUCGGCGCUCGGCGUGUCGGCUCACUUCGGGGAGGGCUCCGGUGUUCCCGGGAACGCUGUGGUGGGAGGAAACGACCCGUCGUUCGCAUCGACCUUCGUGAGCGCGCCGGCGCCGCUGGAGCACCUGAGCCUGAUGGAUCUCGGCCAUCCGAUUGGCUCUCAGUUCAGUAGCUCUUCUCCGAUGACCAUCGACGUCCCUCUGAGUGACAUGAACCACGGCCUGUUGGGCCACAACCAGCUGACCACCAUCGACCAAUCAGAGCUCAGCGCGCAGCUCGGCCUGAGUCUAGGGGGCGGAGCCAUCCUGCCCCGCCCACAGUCCCCUGACCAGCCGCUGUCCGCCACCGACUCGCCGUCCGACUCGCUGCACGACGACGACAUGGACGAUUUCAGACGGAAGAGCGUUCUGGUGGAUUCUCCGGUGUCUCUGUCCGUGUCUCCGGGCGUUAUCGCUCUCUCUCCGUCUCUGCCGGACCAUCCCGUCCCAGCAUCCUCUGCUCCCGUACGCAAAGGAGUCGGCGGGAAGAAGGGCCGGAAGAAGAAAGACCCGAACGAGCCGCAGAAACCCGUGUCGGCGUACGCGCUGUUCUUCCGGGACACACAGGCCGCCAUUAAAGGCCAGAAUCCCAACGCCACGUUCGGAGAGGUGUCCAAGAUCGUCGCCUCCAUGUGGGAUAGUUUGGGAGAAGAGCAGAAACAGGUGUACAAGAGGAAGACGGAAGCGGCGAGGAAGGAGUACCUGAAGGCGCUGGCCGCUUAUAAAGCCAGUCAGUUAACGCAGCAGCCGACUAUAGAAGUGUUGGACGCCCCCCCGUCUCCUCCUCCUGCUCCACCCGUUGCUCCGCCUCCCGCCCCCACGCCUGCCGCGCCCGCGCCGCGCUCCUCCCGCAUCCCCGUCCACGCGCCCGACAACAACACCAUCACCAACAUCUGCACGUCCAACAUCAUCUUAGACCUGCCGCAGGUGACGACACGCUCGCGCACGGGCGCGCACAAGCCCCCGCCUCCGGCCCCGCCCACUCACAAGCCCCCGGCCCCGCCCACCGUCAGCAAGAUCAUCAUCUCCAGGCAGCAGCUUCAGUCGCCCCGUCAGCCGCCGCCCCUCCAGCAGAUGCAGAACACGCCUCCCCCCCCGCGGCUGCAGCAGAUGGUGCACUCCCAGGCUCCGCCCCCUCUGCUAGCGAAACCGCGCGGAGCCGCCGCCCUCGCGGGACAGGUGGUUGCCACGGCGCCGCCGCCGCCUCUGCAGAUCAAGAUCGUCCCGCAGAGCGACGCCAGUGCGCCGAUAAUCGUGACCCCGCUCGCAUCAUCGGCCGCCGCCGCGCUGGAGGUGCCGCCACCCGCCGCCAUCGUCGCCACCCUGUCGCCGUCGGCAACGGAGGACGCGCCGGAGGAAGCGAUGGAGGUGGAGCUCAGUGUUUCUCCGGCUCCGGCCGACGCUCCCAGUGUGUGUGUGUGUGUCCGCGCCGGCUGCAACAACCCGCCUAUAGAGAGCAAAGACUGGGACCGAGAGUAUUGCAGCAACGAGUGUGUGGCCACCCACUGCAGGGACGUGUUCAUGGCCUGGUGUGCGAUCCGAGGACAGAACUCCACCACCGUCACAUAGAUGGACAGAUCAGUGCAGAUCCACAGACUCAAUCAUGGCUUUCUCAAACUAACUACUUUAUGAGUAUUUAAAACGAUUUAGUUAAGGUAAGUGUGUAUCUGAAGGUGUUUGUGAAACACAGGCCAGAAACGGUUCAUGAGCUGCGCUCGUGUGUGUGUGUCUGCGUACAGGAUGUUCUGAAUCACGAAAGACUGGUUUAAAACCCUGAGGUGAAUUUCCCGCUCGACUGUAUUUUAAACGAGGCUUUGAUCUUCCGGCUCUUCCAAACAUUGACCACUGUCAAUGCCCAGAAUUAUGUGGUUACUAUGGUUACCAGCAGCAGUUUAUACCCAGAAUUCCGUGGUUGCUAUGGUUACAGCUACAGUUUAUGAUCAUAAUUCCGUGGUUGCGAUGGUUACCAGCUACUGUCUAUGCCCAGAAUUCUGUGGUUGCUAUGGUUACCUGCUACAGUUUAUGUCCAGAAUUCUGUGGUUGCUAUGGUUACCAGCUACUGUCUAUGGCCAGAAUUCUGUGGUUGCUAUGGUUACCAGCUACAGUUUAUGUUCAGAAUUCUGUGGUUGCUAUGGUUACCAGCUACCGCCUAUGCCCAGAAUUCUGUGGUUGCUAUGGUUACCAGCUACUGUCUAUGCCCAGAAUUCCAUGGUUGCUAUGGUUACCAGCUACAGUUUAUGUUCAUAAUUAUGUGGUUGCUAUGGUUACCAGCUACUGUCUAUGCCCAGAAUUCCAUGGUUGCUAUGGUUACCAGCUACAGUUUAUGCCCAUAAUUCUGUGGUUGCUAUGGUUACUGCUACAGUGGAGAUUCCGCACAGCGUUCUAAAAAGCGGUUUGAGAUUUCAUAUUUAUUGUGAUUUUGUUAUGUUGUAUAUUUGCGUUGAUGCAUUUGGCAGACGCUUUUAUCCAUUGCAUUUGAUUAGUUCAGACAUUCCCUGGGAAUCCCUCCCGUGAACUGGAGAAAAAGGGAAAAGGUUGGUUUACUGUAGUACUUUUUUGCUUUAUUAUCUUUUUACAUCAUCAGGAGUAAAACUUACUGUGAUGCUGUGGGACAAAAAACAGUGCAUUUUAUAUUAGGGAAAUGUACAGGAAAUGACAU